This is a messenger RNA of Candoia aspera, 4790 nucleotides long. RefSeq names its product GEN1 Holliday junction 5' flap endonuclease (gene GEN1). The transcript has 13 exons. The record is from RefSeq and is a predicted model, not a curated record. Bases 1 to 2799 code for a protein of 932 amino acids. Gene Ontology annotation, molecular function: four-way junction DNA binding; 5'-flap endonuclease activity. NCBI's taxonomy places the organism in Eukaryota, Metazoa, Chordata, Lepidosauria, Squamata, Candoiidae.
AUGGGAGUAACUAGCUUGUGGCAGAUCCUGGAACCUGUCAAGCAACAUGUCCCUCUCUGCAGUCUGAAAGGAAAAACAUUGGCUGUUGAUUUAAGUCUCUGGGUGUGUGAAGCACAGACAGUUAAAAAGAUGAUGGGAAUAGUCACAAAACCUCAUCUUAGGAAUCUUUAUUUUCGUGUCUCUUCUUUAACACUAAUGGGGAUCCAUCUGGUGUUUGUCAUGGAGGGUGAUCCCCCAAAGCUGAAAACAAGCACAAUGCAGAAGAGAACAGAAGCUCGCUUUGGGCCAUCAAAAAAGCCUGAGAUCGCAAGAAUGGGGAGAUCCCGUUUCAAGUUUCUUUUGAAAGAGUGCCUUGAACUGCUGGAGUGUUUGGGAAUCCCAUGGAUUCAAGCAGCUGGAGAAGCAGAGGCAAUGUGUGCUUACCUGAAUGCAAAUGGCUAUGUGGAUGGGUGCAUCACCAAUGAUGGAGAUAUCUUCCUGUAUGGUGCUCAAGCAGUUUACCGAAAUUUUACCAUGAACAUCAAGGACCCACAUGUUGACUGCUAUUUGAUAUCUGCUAUUGAAGAGAAACUCAGCUGUAGCAGAGAAUCUCUGAUUGGAUUAGCAAUUCUUCUUGGUUGUGAUUAUCUUCCUAAGGGAGUUCCUGGAGUAGGAAAAGAACAGGCUUUAAAGCUGAUCAAAGCUUUGAAAGGGCAGAGUUUACUGCAAAGGUUUGAGAGCUGGAAAGACCAUUUCCAAUCUGGUGACAUCCCAGUAUCAACAGCUAAAGAAGUGGUUCACUGUUCUGUGUGCCAUCAUCCAGGAUCUUAUAAAGACCAUGAGGAUGUGGGAUGUCAUCUCUGUGGCAGUAUAGGGUACUGUGAGCCCCAGGAGGCUGACUACUGCUGCCCUUGUGACUGGCACUCUUUGGAGUCAGGGUGGCAGCAGAGCUUAGUGGAGGAAGGUAUUAAAAAAAAAGCCAAGGCAUGUGAAGGUUUUCCCUUUCCUGAGGUUAUCCAAGAAUAUCUCAUCAGCAAAGACAAACCAGUGAAAUUAAAUGGGUGCCAAAGGCCAAAUUUAUUAUCCUUUCAGAGAUUUGCUGUCAAGAAAAUGGACUGGACCAAGCAUUACGCCUGUGAGAAAUUGUGUAGCCUUCUGACUUAUUAUGACAUGAACAGAAAGAAGUCUGGCCAUACUGAUCCAAACCAGCUGCAGGCCCUGCGGAUAAUCAAGACACGGAUUAAAAAUGGAAUUCCUUGUUUUGAAAUUGUAUGGCAAAAGCCAGACCAUUACACUUCUGCAACUGAGGAUCAACCUGCUGAUCCCUUUCUAAUAACAAUAGAAGAGUCAACGUUAUUUCAAGCUGCCUAUCCCAAAGUGGUUGCUUUGUAUCAAAUGCAGAAGUUGAAAAUUGGCAAAGAAAAAAAGGAAAGUAAGAAGAAACCUAGAGAGAAAGAAUGCCUAACAGGGGACAGCAAAGUAGAAGAUACUUUUUCUUACCUGAACUUGCACUCUGAGUGUGAAAACAUUCCCAGCCAAGAUCCAAAGUCUGAUUUUAAGCUUGUUUUUGAUUUGCAAAAAUUUCCAAAAAAGAGCUGUGAAUCUCUGUGUCUAUCUGAACCUGCAGAUAUUUCUACUAGAGUAGGAAAGCCAUGCAACUUCCUUAUUGCUUCACAAGAUACAGAAAAUGAAUAUAAACCUUCUAAUUCUUUACUCUCACAAACAGAAUUAUUUGCUAAGGUGCCUAUGGCUUCUUCUGCCAGUACUGAUCUGCAGCUGAGUGACAUUGACUGGGAAGGAACAUCCUUCAGCAUUUCUCCAAGGAAUGUUAAUCUUCCUUGGUAUUCAGAAUCUGAGUCUGGCCUAUGCAAUAAUUCUUUAAGGCAGUGCUCUCCACUGUACAGCAAAACAGCCAACAUCCUUGCACAGCAUUCAGAUUCUGCACAACGUGGUCCAGAUUUGGUCAGUGGUGUAGAUUACUCUGUUUCAAACAGAGACUUCUGUAAAGAGCAGAAUGAUUUAUCUUUAAAAGAUCAAGCCAUUGUGGAAGGUUUAGAAGCUUUUCCCAAAGCUAAAAGUGUGCCUUUGUUAAACGCCAUACAGUUGCAAGAACAAAUAAAGAGAACCUCUAACUCUGGAGGGGAAUUUUCAUCUCCUGACAGCACUCAGGAAAUUGAAAAUGUGAUGUUAUUAGAAAAACAUCUGCAGGGGCUAAGCUUAGAGAACUAUAGAGAAGAUCUCCAAAGUUCUGGGGACCCACAAUCUGCAGCAGAUAAAGUCACUGAUUCAGGAAGUGCUUUGAGGCUGUGCACAGAAAUACUAGAACUGACUUGCUUAGAAAAUCAGCAGAUUUUGCCUGCUAGGUCAAAUAAAGUCGUAGAUAACUAUCCAACUGGGAAAAAAUCUGUGCCAAGAAUCAUGAAAAUUUCACUUAAGAAGAGUGUGUGCCAAAAUAGUUAUGCUGAGGACAGUGACAGUGAAAAUGUGAUGGGCAGGAGGAAGGGUCAUAGGAUCCCAAAACAGCAAAGAAAAAGUCAUAUGGUUCAGCUGAAGGACAAGUGCAAUGGCAAAAGGGGCAACAAGGAAUUGGCAUUUGAAAUUCAGCCAGAACCAAAAGGGAAAGAUGAGCAUGCUCUUAAUUUACUUAAUGUUGAUUUAUCAGCAAAAGACCAUCUGCUCCUACCUCUCUCCAAGUCUCCAAGUCUCUCCAAGCUUUGUGGAUUCGAUCCUUAUCUUCAGGAGACCAGAAACAAUUUGAACACGUGUGAGAGUCCACUGCCUCUGACUGAAAGGCUGAAACUCAGAUUGCAGAGCAGUUGAGAACUUCGGCUCCCCUCUCCCUGAUGUCUUCAUCUGGAUAGGUCUCAAAUGUCUUUGAUACGUUUUAAAUGUCCUCUAAAUUUUGUAAGCUCCAUAACUUAAUUACGAGUGGUGGAAGAUUGAAAGUGGGCUCAUGUCUGAAGUGAAAUGAAGUUCUUCAAGCAACCUUUCUGUAGUGACUUCCUCUACUUCUGACUAAUGGACAUGCUGUGAGUUGUGCUGAAGUUUUCCUAAACAGUUUGCUUGAGUAGAAACACAUAGUUACAUCAGUCACACCACAACGGCAUGAACUCAAGAAUAAAUAAUGUUGGGGUUGUCAAGUAUUAAACAUGUAACACUUGUUCGUAUAUAUCUGAAUGGCAGUGGCAAAGCUACUGAUAUUUUUGUACUUAUAGAUUGGGUUUAGCAUAUGUUUUUGUACAAUUUUGCUAUAGCUUUUCAGGUCCAAAUCAAAUAAUGCUCUACAUCCAAUCUUGGAGUCAAUCCCCCACAUGCAACAGAGUUAAGUACUAGAAUUAUGAAGUAGUAAAAUGGAGUAGGAGAUAGCAAUUUGGAAUUAUGCCUGUAAGAUACUCUUUGGAAAGAGAAAUCUAUCAGAGAGGACUACUACAACCUAGUUCUUUGUCUGCUCUUUCUCUUUGGACCAUAUUUCUAACUCAGGAUCAUAUGUUCUUAAAGUCAUAAUGAUUUUCAUCUUUAACAUAUAUAAGCCCUGGUUUUAAACAGUAUCUUUCACAUAGACUUAAAAAACAAAUUAUGCAAUGCUUUCAAAUAGCAGUAGUAGUAGUUUAAAUGGAUUAAUGAGACACAAAUACUUUGCAACACAAUCCUUUGCAUAUUUAUGCAUCAACUAAGUCCGGUCAGGGGGAGUUUGUCUCCAUAAACAGUUGUGUUUAAGAGUGCAGCCUUUUUAAAUACAAUAUUUGUAAUGUUAGUGAUUUUCUCUGAUUCCAGAUACUGUAUUAUUUCUAACCUUGCCUAGGUCAUCUCUCUGCCUAUUGUAGGGAGGCUCUGUAUUUUACUGGUAAUAUGCAUGCUUUCCAUGCUAAAAGUACCCAGUUCAAACUGGCAGGUUACUUCAGGCUGGAACGGCCACCAAUGGCAGCCCGGGAGAACUUGCUGGUCAAGAGACAGCACCUGAGCAAAUAGUCUUGGCGCAAUGCAACUCCCAAUAGUGAUGCUGAUCAGAUCAAGGUGCAAUUCAUACUAAUGGUCCAGAAUAUAUAGCAUUGAGAGAAAUACAUAUCCUUUGGUGACUGUUGAUUCAUGAAAAGGAUGAAAGUAUUCAUUCACAGGACUGUUGUUUUUGAAAUGGAAUUGUAGAUGCAAGUGACAUUCUGAUUUAUAAGCACAUAAAUUAUUAAAAGAUGCUGAGUCUGCUUUCACAUGUUGUAUUAUGUCAUAGCGUGAUUUGGUUUGGAUUUAAUGCAACCUAUAAAGCCAGCCACUGUGGUUUGUAAAAUAUUAUGUACAGCUUAGCAUGUGAGUGUAGCCAUUAUAGGUCUGUUCUACAAAUCAUGCUUAAGACAAACCAUGGCUAAACAUGACAUGAUCCCAGCCAGUUUGCAAAAUUAUUUGAGCCACUUUGAAUUUCCACUGACUUCAUUAGUCAACGUUUGAAAAUAUGCUAAAUUCUUUCUCACUGAAACCGUGAGAGAGAGAAAGUGCUCAAGUUUGGCUGGAUUAUGUCCCAGGUUUACAAAGCUAAAUCCAAAUUCAUAAGAUUUUCUAAAACAAUGCAAGUAUAUCCCUGCAAUAUGAUAUGGCAUAGCUCAGGAAUCUAUUCCCCUGCUGUGUGAAACAAGGCCAUCAGAAAAUAUCUGGGGAAACCUUUUUCUAUUUAGUUCUGACAAAAGUGUUGGCCUGAAGUGGGAAGAAACAGAUAAAGCCUGUCACCAACUGCUUAUCCUACAAGGCUGCAAGUCGCAAUGAUACACCAAUGCAGCAGUCAGCAUAUCCCCUUCUAAAUGUUCAUUUUCCACCAUAAAGCU